AUGGACGAAAACACUCCUGACUGUGGCCUAGACGACGGCCUCGAGUUGGAGAGGGUGGCCGUCGGCCCAUACUGCGUGUUUGAUGACUUCAAGCCCCCUCCAUUGAGCCCGCGCAGCCGACCCCAGGACCCACCGCCCUCUGACGCCGACAAAGCCAAAAUGGACGAGUCGAUGCUCUCCAAUGAAUACCCCUUCAACAGCACUCUGCGAGCCCCAUGGCUCGUCACAUCGGGCGAAGACAUCCCUCUUAUUGCUGCUUCGCCUGAUGAAUUUGCCCGUGGCGACUGGAACGAAUGGAUGCAAUGGAACCCCGCACAGAACCAGGCCCAGCAAGACACCAAGCCCAUGCUAGGCCAAGGGCCUGUUCCCUAUCCCAAGUCAAGCCAGUCUGCCCAGAUGGCUGCUCUGUACAAUCGUCGCCAGAACUCGCAACUUCGCAACACUUCCUUGGAGCUGUCCCCGGGAGAGGCGUCUCCCUCACAGCUCAUGCCGUCCAGCACUCUUCCAUACUCUUUCAGUGGAAACACAGACAGCACUCCCGCCUUCCAGUUCCAGGGCGCAAUGAGCUCGCCCUCUGAUGGAAACCCGACACCCAACGGUUUCCUACCUACACCCCCAAUUGGGUGGGACCAACAACAAGGCGACAAUCCCAUCUUUUCGCCUAUCAACUUCGAACAGCAGUCAACACUCCGCAAUAUGGCUAUUCCCCCGCGGUCCACUCCUAGCCUGCACCACAGCCCCGCAUCUGCCGGCAACGUACAAUCCAGCCCAGACACAAUUCACUCGUCGCCAGAGCCGGCACCGUCCGGCAGCAGCAAAAAGCGAAAGUCAUCCAGUGAAGAAGAGUCCGAGGAAUCGAAACAGGACAGGCAGCCGCCCAUCAAAAAGACAGCCCAUAACAUGAUCGAGAAGCGCUAUCGUACGAACUUGAACGAUAAGAUAGCUGCUUUGCGAGAUAGCGUGCCAAGUCUUCGGAUCAUGUCACGUGGAAACGGCACAGGAGAGGAGGAGGAUGACCCAGAAGAUCUUGAGGGCCUUACCCCAGCACACAAACUCAACAAAGCUACCGUCUUGUCCAAAGCAACCGAGUACAUCCGACAUCUUGAGAAGCGAAACAAACGCCUCACCGAUGAGCUCCAAGCAUGUAAGGCACGCCUUGAUAACAUGGAGAAGAUCGCCAUGUCCGGUCCUCCGAUGGGCAUGAGCAACGUUGCCAUCCACACGCCAGAUGGAAUGCAAUACCACCAUGAUCCGUUUGAUCAUAUGCAAAGAACACCGGUCUCAGGUCCCCCACAAGGAAUGAUACCUGUGCCAGAGAGCAUGGCAAAUCUCCACCGCGGAAUGGCAAACCAGCCACAUUAUGCUCCACCGAACAGGUAUCCUACAUACUCCAAUGCUCCACAAAGGUCCGGUGUACAAGGUCAACCGAUCGUCAAUGGUCGACAGGGCAAUGGCAUGAUGGGUAAACUCAUGGUCGGGUCGCUCGCUGGUCUCAUGAUCCUCGAAGGGUUCAGCGAGCGAGAACAAUCUACUGAUCAGCCUGCGGGGCGUGGGUUGUUCGCGAUACCGUUCGACGUUAUCAGCUUUUUCUCACCACGAGUCUCCGUUGGUGGUGUCUCGGCGCAAACCGGCGUCCUACCCAUGUUCAAGCUACUACUCUUGCUUGGGGCAGUAUUUUACAUUAUCGCGCCUUUGUUUGAUUCGAAAUCAAAGUCACACAAGAAGAAGGCUUCCCCCGCUAUCACCUUAUCUCCAGCCCCAUCUCUCGCAUCUCCUGUGGAGGUCCGGAGAAGUGCGUGGCUCACUGCAAUUCAGACCGUCUGGGUUCCUCGACAUAGCUUCCUACUAGAACUUGCGGCUUUAGGCCUGAAGACGUUGAAACUCAGCACGCGUAGAGUGAUUGGAGAGGACUGGUAUGCUUUUAUCACAAAGACAUCGAUAGAAGCGGAAGCGGCAAGAGUCAAGGCGUGGGAGAUUGCGCUUGACGCUCAACUGACUGGAGGAGACGCAGAGAUCAACUUGAGCCGACUAGUGCUCACACUCAUCGCCUCUGGAACAUUGCCAGACACCCCGGCGCGCCUGAUGCUCAAAUCUCUACACAUUCGGGUACUACUUCAAGAGCUCGCAAACAUUGGAUAUGGCCAUUGGUACAAGUUCCCAGACGUGAGCGCGAAACUAGCUCGCAGUUACUGGAAUGCUGCUCGAGACGAACACAGGAUCGCAAGCUGUACCCCGAAGGACCGUUGCCAGGUUGAACCUCUUCCUCCCCAUCUCGCGGCGCUGAUCGAGAGAGAAUGUGACGAUGUGUUCGUGGACAGUAUAAUUCAACGCGCAUACAAUCUGGCUUGGAAUAAACGAAGCGCCGACAACACGACCGUGGAUGAGUCGAUGGACAGUGUUGUCGAGGACUUUGCAAUUUCUUCUCCGUUGGACGCCCUUGCCGCUUGGUGGUCAAGCUUCAUCCUCGGGAAAACGCUUGCGGAUUCGUUGGGUUCGGAAGAUGGGGUGCUGACGGAAAAAGUGGAGAGCGGUUUAGAACUGGCCCUUCGUAUUGCUCCUCCGACUUCCGGGGCGCAGCUGCGAGCGCUUGUCGCAAAAGCCGUACUUUCAGACACGGAUCGUGAAGAUUGUGUGGACGCAGCUUUCCAAGCGUUGCCGCAGCCACCUUCAUCAACGAACCUCGAUGUUGUCACUUCUCCCCGGGCCGUCCUUAUGAAUCUAGUUGGAAAUGCACCAAUAGCCACAGAUAUUCACAAGGCUUUGACGCUUGCCAAAUGUCUCACUCUAGUUGAGUCACCUAACGAAGAGGCUCGACUCCGGGCAACAUUCGUUGUUGACAAUAGCCACCUUCCUGGAUCGAAGCUUACUCUCCUCAGUUUUGUGGCCGCCUACAAGGUUGUUCAGCGCUUCAUGCAAGAAGAGGAUCUGCUUGCCGGUGGACGGCAAGGCCUCGAGCGUAUGACUAGUUCUAUGCGAGUGUGGAUUGGACACGAAGCCGGCCGUGCCCACAAAAUGUCGGCCAAAACCAAAGGCAAGAUCGUAGAGCGUUGUCUGGAAGUCAGCAAGAGGCUUGUUGGCAUGAGCGGAGCGGCUGAUAACAUCGAUGCUGGCUAUGUGAGCCAGAGCGACUCGGGCAAUGAAGUUGAAGUUGCAGUCAGGGCUUGA
Messenger RNA from Mytilinidion resinicola, 3165 nucleotides. RefSeq lists its product as uncharacterized. The transcript has 2 exons. Gene Ontology annotation, biological process: positive regulation of transcription by RNA polymerase II; SREBP signaling pathway. NCBI's taxonomy places the organism in Eukaryota, Fungi, Ascomycota, Dothideomycetes, Mytilinidiales, Mytilinidiaceae. Gene Ontology annotation, molecular function: protein dimerization activity. Bases 1 to 3165 code for a protein of 1054 amino acids. The record is from RefSeq and is a predicted model, not a curated record.